UCUUGAUAGCUCACUAAUGCACUAUAUAUGCUCCGACAUGCGACCGUUCUCAGUUGUUGAAAACAAAGGAUUUCGUAAUUUUGUCAGUACAUUGGAUCCUCGCUACGAGCUGCCUUCUCGUAACAAAUUGAGAAACACAUGCAUGCAAGACUUUUACACAAAUAUGAAAGACAAAUUACACUGUAUUCUGGACCGAGUGGACUAUUGCGCUAUAACAACAGAUUGCUGGACGUCACGGGCUAACGAAAGUUAUAUGACAGUCACUUGCCAUUUCAUCAAUGACAACUUUGAGCUAAAAGCAGCUGUUUUGUCAACCAAAAAUCUCAUUGACGAAACCAACCACACGUCGCAAAAUAUUGCAAAUUCUUUGCGCGAAGUCCUUGUGGAAUGGCAAGUUAUUGACAAAGUCAGCGCAAUUGUUACAGACAACGCGAGGAACGUUGUAAAAGCAUGUGAGAUUCUACAAAAGCGAAACGUGCCUUGCUUUGCUCAUUGCAUUAAUUUAAUUGUCCAAAGCUGUUUUUCCCUUGAAAAUAUUAAGACAAUUAUGGGAAAGUGCAAAAGCAUAGUUUCGUUUUUCAAGAGCAGCUCAAUAGCGUAUGCAAAAUUUAAGCAAGCCCAGGAACCAAUGAAGCCAUAUAGUCUAAAACAGGAGUGCCCUACAAGGUGGAAUAGUGCUUUCUACAUGAUUGAGCGCAUUUUGGCCACAAAGUCAGCUAUUGCUAAAGUCCUGUUAGAUACUCCGAAAGCAAUACUACCUCUAUCAGUUGAUGAGCUAUCUGUUCUGGAAGAUUUAAAGCAGGUUCUUUCACUAUUCGAGGAUGCGACGGUACAAACAUCAUCCAGCUCUAAUGUAACAGUUUCGCUAAUUAUACCAUUGGUUAGCGGACUUUUGCAUAAUUUGAGUGAAAUCAAAGAUCGACUAGAAACUGAUGAUGGCCGUAACGUAUGCAACUUGCUAAUGGAAGGCAUACGGCAAAGACUACUGCCAUAUGAAAAAAGAACUGUGACUCGUUUGUCGACAUUACUGGAUCCGCGUUUUAAAAAGGAGGGUUUUUUUUCAAAUACAAACUCUAUAGAAGCCGAAAAAUUUUUAGAAAAUGAACUUUCGCCACUUUACAAAGAAAAUCACCCUCCAAAUAUAUCUAGCCUGCCAACACCACUAUGCGAUAAAACUCCACUUCUUAAUUUUUUGGAAAAAAACAAAACUCAAAAAAUUCGUAAUUCCCGAGUUGAUUCGAUUUUGACCCUUCGUCAAUACUUCAACAUGGAAAAUAUAAACUCUAGUUUAAACCCUUUAGACUACUGGAAGAUCUCGACUGAUGAGCCAUUGAAGAUGAGCUCAAAAAAAUAUCUCUGCGUACCGGCUACGUCAACUGAAAGUGAGCGUAUGUUCAGCAAAGCAGGUUUAAUAGUGAGUGAAAAACGAAGUUCACUAAAGCCAAAAAAUGUGGAUAUGCUGGUUUUCCUAAAUAAAAAUGAAUGGAUCUCAAACAACUGAUAAGUUGAGUCAUUAUAUUUUCAUAAUUUAAUUUGUUUGAAAAACUCACAAAACUGUUAUGUUAAGUUAUCAUUAUAUUUUGGAUAUUUCAUUUGUUUUUAAAAGCUUUAAAUAGUGUUAAGUUAAGUAAUAAUAUUUUCGUAAUCUAAUUUGUUUUGAAAAAAUCAAAAUACUGUUAAUUUAAGUUUGUUUGAAAAACAUUAUUUUGUUAUUUUUUUAUAUAUAUGUUGAAUAAUGAAGUCAAUAUUAAAUAAAUGAAAAAAAAAAAAUUCUUUUACUAACUUCGAUGUUUAAUCGAUUAAUCGAUGUUUUCAAAUAAAAAACAUCGAAACAUCGAUGUGGACAAACAUCGAUCUUUUGCC
Anastrepha ludens (Mexican fruit fly) is the source of this 1863-nucleotide messenger RNA. RefSeq names its product E3 SUMO-protein ligase ZBED1-like. Gene Ontology annotation, molecular function: protein dimerization activity. The coding region runs from base 17 to 1501 and encodes 494 amino acids. The transcript is spliced from 2 exons. The record is from RefSeq and is a predicted model, not a curated record. Lineage: Eukaryota; Metazoa; Arthropoda; Insecta; Diptera; Tephritidae.